Messenger RNA from Naumovozyma dairenensis CBS 421, 1230 nucleotides. RefSeq names its product Rgm1p (gene RGM1). The coding region runs from base 1 to 1230 and encodes 409 amino acids. Lineage: Eukaryota; Fungi; Ascomycota; Saccharomycetes; Saccharomycetales; Saccharomycetaceae. Gene Ontology annotation, biological process: regulation of transcription by RNA polymerase II. The transcript has a single exon. Gene Ontology annotation, cellular component: chromatin. The record is from RefSeq and is a predicted model, not a curated record. Gene Ontology annotation, molecular function: RNA polymerase II cis-regulatory region sequence-specific DNA binding; DNA-binding transcription factor activity, RNA polymerase II-specific.
AUGGCAAGGAAGAAAAAGGGUAGCCCCAAAAUCAAGAAAUUAUUUCAAUGUACGGGUUAUAAAGAGUGCUCUAUGGUAUUCACAAGAGAGGAACAUUUAGCAAGACACAUUAGGAAACAUACAGGGGAGAAGCCUUUCCAAUGUGAUAUAUGCUUAAGAUUUUUCAGUAGGGUUGACAAUCUAAAACAACAUAGAGAAACAGUGCAUUUGGAAGGAGCGACCCCGCUAAAUAUAAAUAAAGCAUUGACUACAACUCCGACAUUGUGCCUAAAUGGUUCAAUUAACCAAAAAAAUAAUGAUAAAUAUAAAACCAUACAAGACAAUACGAGGAUAUUCGGUCCCCCAAAUCCAAUUCAACCCGUUUUCCAAAAAAAUAACAAUAAUACCACUAACAUUCCUUUCCCUACUGACAGUAAUAUCAAUCAUCCCUUACCGACAAGUAUACGAAGAAGAUUCUCUAUAUAUAACCCAAUUUUAUUAGUACCACAACCACCACCACUCCCAGUUCCUGGUUCCGUACCAAUCCCACAACCACAGCCCAUGAAUCGAUCGUACGCACUCCCGAUACCGUUCCAAUCACCGGCACCAGUACCAGUACCCGCACCACGACAACAACGACAACAGCAGCAAUCACAACCCCCUCCUUACAUAAGACCAACAAUCUUACAAGCACAUUCACAACCCAACAUGAAAGUACAUCCACCCAAGAUUAAUCCCCAUACUCUGCCAAAUGGGGAGAAUGUAUUAAACACUACAUACUCUUCGUCUUCUCAAUUAAACUUGACACUAUUGAAUAAGCACUUCCAUAAUAUCGCAUCAACUUCAGGUCACAACUUUGUAGAAGUAAUUCAUCACGAUAACAAAUCUCUUGUCCUAAACAAAGAUAAAGAUAAAAAUGAAAAAGAAGACGAAGAAGAAGAAGAAGAAGAAAAGAAAGAUGAUAAUAUACAUUCAGGUAACGAUUCUGAACCGAAGAAAAUGGAUACAACGACGGAAAAAUUAGAAAUGGAGCUCCAAUUUAUUAAAGAUUCAUCUAAUAGCAUAUGUGAUACCGAUGGAACUACCCGGGUUGGGACCAUUGAUAACGCCGGGUAUACCGACGACGAUGGAACUUCUAAUGACUUGAAAAAAAUAGCCAACAAUACUUCUGUAGAAAAGGAAUCCUCAAACCCGCCCGUAGGAUCACCAACCUCUUCUAAACUCAGUUUAGAUUAUAUAAUUAGUCGCUGA